AUGGUUAUGUUGUCAAAGAUAUUCCAAGCCUUUUUCAUGCUCCAACCCCACCUCCAACAGCUCCUCCACGAACUCCGGCCGGACUGUAUCGUCGCCGACAUGUUCUAUCCGUGGACCACCGCAGCCGCCGCCGAGCUUGGGAUCCCGCGGCUGGGCUUCCAUGGCUCCAGCUUCUUCGCUUACUGCGUUGAACAUUCUAUAAAAGAGUACGAGCCUCAUCUUCAAGUCCAAUCCGAUGAUGAACAAUUCCAAGUUCCGGGGUUGCCGGAUUUUGUUGAAAUGACAAAAUCCCAGUUGCCAAAUUGGAUCAUAAAUCACGAUGAAUUGUCCCAAUUAUUUGAUGGCAUUAGGGAAUCAGAGAAACGAAGUUAUGGAAUGUUGAUGAACAGUUUUUAUGAGAUGGAAGACCCAUAUGAACAACAUUUGAACAAGGGGAUCGGGAUCCGAACAUGGAGCAUAGGGCCAGUUUCUCUAGCAGCAAACAAGGGAGCUCUAGAUAAAACCCAUAGGGGCGAAAACCCGAGCAUAGAAACGAGCAAGUUACUCCAAUGGCUCGACGAGAAAGAACCCAAUUCAGUUCUCUACAUCAGUUUUGGCAGCUUGGUCCGGAUGAAACCUAACCAGAUUUCCGAAAUUGCACACGCUAUCGAGUCUUCCAAUCAGAAUUUCAUCUGGGUCAUAAAAAAAAGCGACGGCGAAGAAGAAGAAGCCGCGAUCGACGGAGGGCUUCCCAAAGGGUUUGAGGAGAACAUGAAGAAAACAAAGAAGGGCUUGGUCAUAAGAGGGUGGGCACCACAGCUCAUGAUUUUGGAGCAUGAAGCUGUGGGAGGAUUCAUCACUCAUUGUGGUUGGAACUCUAUUUUGGAAGGUGUGAGCUCAGGCUUGCCUAUGAUCACAUGGCCAUUAUUUGCAGAACAAUUUUACAAUGAGAAGCUGUUGAUUGAUGUGUUGAAGAUUGGAGUGGGAAUUAUUGGAUCCAAAAAGUGGUGGGAUUUAGGAGAAGAGAGAGGAGAGGUUAUUAAGAGGGAAGAUAUUGGAAACGCAGUGAGAUUUUUGAUGGGUGGCAGUGGUGAGGCUAUGGAGAUUAGGAAGAGAGCCAAAGAAAUGGGAGAAGCAGCUAAGAGAGCUGUGAGUAGUGGUGGUUUGUCGGAGAUGAACUUGGUUUCUUUGUUUAAAGAGCUCCAAGCAAUGAAACUUAAUCGGCAAAGCAAUAGCGUCCGUUAA
Molecule: messenger RNA, 1224 nt
Organism: Momordica charantia (bitter melon)
Lineage: Eukaryota; Viridiplantae; Streptophyta; Magnoliopsida; Cucurbitales; Cucurbitaceae
Source: RefSeq, a predicted model, not a curated record